CUCUGUCAUUACAGAGCCACGACACCAGUUUAGUAUGGCUCGUGUCGGGAUGUGUACGCGCAGCAUCAGGCUGACAGAUAUGCUGUCUAGAAGACUUGUGUCCAGGCAAGCCUUAAGGACUGUGUGGACAGGGAGAGAGAGCCUUGAGGAGGAUGACCCUGAAGUGAUGGCCAUCAUAAAGCAGGAGAAAAAGAGACAGGUUCAUGGUCUGGAACUGAUAGCUUCAGAGAAUUUUGCAAGUCGGGCUGUUAUAGAGGCUCUAGGAUCUUGUCUAACAAACAAAUACUCUGAAGGUUAUCCAGGUGCUAGGUAUUAUGGUGGAAAUUUAUUUAUUGAUAAGAUAGAGAGUCUGUGUCAGACAAGAGCUCUGGAGGCAUUCCGUCUGGAUCCACAUCUGUGGGGAGUCAACGUCCAGCCUUAUUCCGGAAGUCCAGCUAACUUUGAGGCUUUCACUGCUCUACUGAAGCCCCACGACAGAAUCAUGGGUCUGGAUCUACCUGAUGGUGGACAUUUGACCCAUGGGUUCAUGACUGACACGAAAAGGAUUUCUGCUACCUCACUGUUCUUCGAAUCUAUGCCAUACAGAUUAAAUCCCGAAACAGGUUACAUUGACUACGACAAACUCAGGGAAACUGCCCAUCUUUUCCGUCCAAAGCUUAUCAUUGCUGGAACAACUGCCUAUUCUCGCUUGCUGAACUAUAAAGCAUACAGAGAAAUUUGUGAUGAGGUGAAUGCCUACAUGUUAGCAGACAUGGCGCACAUAUCGGGACUGGUGGCAGCUGAUGUUAUUCCUAGUCCUUUUGAGUAUGCUGAUGUUGUAACUUCAACAACACACAAAACACUGAGAGGACCAAGGUCUGGGAUGAUAUUUUAUCGCAAAGGCAAAAAAGGUGUGGACAAGAAGGGAAAUGACAUCAUGUAUGAUUUGGAGAAGAAAAUCAACAAUGCUGUGUUCCCUGCCCUACAGGGAGGGCCCCACGAGCACCAGAUAGGGGCACUUGCUGUGGCUCUCAAACAGGCAAAGUCCCCAGAAUUCAAAGAGUAUCAACAGCAGGUACUAAAGAAUGCCAAAGUAAUGGCUAAAGCUCUGCUUGACAAAGGAUACAAUGUUGUGUCUGGGGGUACUGAUAAUCAUCUGGUGUUGGUGGAUCUAAAGUCUAAAGGAACGGAUGGUGCUCGAGUGGAACGCAUCCUGGAGCUGUGCGAGAUAUCUGUCAACAAGAACACCUGUGCUGGAGACAAGAGUCCCAUGACUCCAGGCGGACUUAGAAUUGGUGCACCAGCUAUGACUUCACGUGGAAUGAAAGAAAAGGACUUUGAGAAGAUUGUAGAAUUUUUAGACCAUGGAGUUCAAAUUGGAAUUAAUGCCAAAAAGUAUUCAAAGACUUUGAAGGAGUUCAGACAUGUAGUUAUAGCCAAUGAGGAUCUCCAAGCUCAGAUUGACAGAGUUCGUGCAGAGGUUACAGAAUUUGCCAGCCAAUUCCCAAUGCCAGGACUGGAUGAACGCUAAGUCAUGUGAUACACACAGUGAACGAAAAAUGGAUACAUCAUUAAGUGCUUUAAAACCCUUUAUAAAAGAAUAAAUGAAAAAAUAAUCAAAGUCUAUUUUCAGGUUAUAUGCAGUAUGAUUUUUUUUUAACAUUGAUACAUGUACUGUAUAAAGGAGAAUUUUCUGCCCCCGUUUUGUUUUUGCCUCUUCUGCCUUGCAUCAUCAGUGGGCAAAUUCAAACAUUGUUUCUCAUUAACACAACUGGGUCUGGGGAAAUUUAAAAGAGUAUAAAAUUUACUGCAAAUAAGAUAGGACAAAAAUAAUAUGGAGUAGUUGAAUUUUUUAAAUCAAAAUUUUGAAUGAUUGAUGCUGUGUUUUAUUUGUAUUGAGGUGAAAUGGAGGCUACUUCACUAAAAAUGUCUGUGUGAUGUUGUUUGACUUGUCAGAGAAAAAAAAUAUCCAUCAUGAAGUUGUUAAGAAUCUCCAGAGUUGAUCUCAGAUUUUGGAUGAUCUGAUUUAUAUAUAAAACAAUGUGCAUUGCAUUGCAUUUAGAUAUAGCUAAGCUUCCUUUUGUGUGGUACACAAGUUUGAAGCAUAUAAAUUGCUGAAUGAGGAUAUUUGAAAGGAUUUUUUUUUUUACUGAAAAGUUUGCUUUUUUUUGUAAUAGUGAAUUGGUGUGUUGGAUGAUUUAAACUGCCAAAUAUUAUUGGUGAAUUUCAGGUAUCAGAAAUUAGUCACAAAUGAAGGUAUCAUGAAAAUGGAUGGCUUAUAGGAGUGCCAAAAUAACUUUAUAUUAUUAUAUAGAAGGCCACAAAAUUAAUUUUUUGAUUCUCAUUCCUGUAUGUCUCAAAGUGCUUUCUCUCCCCAACAUUUUCUAUUUUGAAUUAAAAAUGGGAUUUUUAAAAAAUAUUUUUAAUCUUUGGUGUUGGAAAAUUUAAAAAGAAAAAGUCAAAACAUGCAAAUUUAAUUGAUUUAAGUAUUGUUGACAUGAAAUUUGUACCGUUAAAAACUGGAUUAUGUACUCAUGCAAAUUUGGAUGAGAAUUUAAAAAAUUACUUUAUGUGACCUUAAUUGAUUAAAAGCAUAUUGAUGUUGUUUUUUUUUAAUGGUAUAUAGUAAUUAUGAUCAUAACAACAACAGAUGGUAAUGGUUUACAAUGUACUUGUGUUUUGGUUAUUAACAACUCUCAAUUUUUUUUAAAAGUCUUUACAUUUUAUCACAUUAAAACUCACUGGGUGGAAAAUUUAUGUUUUACAGUUUUGUUCAUAUGUUUUUCUUUUCCUUUUUGGACAUUGAAGCAUUUCUAAUUAUUGAUUCAGCCAUAUACUGUUAAAUGAAUUGCAUAUCAGUAUUGUGUACAUUAUAUACUUUCCCAAUAUUUGUGUUGUGUAUUUCAUGUAUCAGUAAUGGAAUUUACCACACACCAACUCAUAUUAGAAUUUUUUUAUUAUUGUAAUAUCCAGGUGCCAAAUUUGAAUCAUUUUGAUAUACUUACAAUAUCUGUACCAGAUGUGUUGAAAAAACUAUUAUUUCACACCAAAGGCAUUGGCUGCAGUCACGAUGCAAUUGCUUUGGCCAUUUUUUUUUUCCUUCAACAUACAUAUAGUUUUUAACUUGUUUCUGACCACAUUUUUCACCAUAUUUAUUUCAUGUGACAUGGAGAUGAAAGUCAAGAUAGAGGAUAAAGAGCUGGGUUCAUUUUGUGCAUAAAAUAGCCCUGUCCAUAUCCAAAUUAACUAACACCCUAUGUCCCAUUUCAUCAAUAUAAAGUAGAGACUUAGUGCUUUCAUUUCCUCUAACAAAGUUUCCUUUGAGAGGCCAGGUAUUGGAAAAUUGGCUUUAUGAAAUUGCAGUAUUCUUGCAUUUGCAGAAAACAAUUGUAUUUGAGUACCUAAAGCAAAGAAAUAAAAUAUGAGCACAUCCCUCGAUCAAAAAUAUAAAAAUUUUGUUUUUAUAAUCCUCAGGAACAGUUCUGUCAUUAUAUCUGCCUGCACAUUUUGGAUCGGAGGUUGUGCUGUAUACAAAAUAUUGAAAAAUAGCUUAAAUUUUUUUACCAUUUUUGAAAGAAUUUUCAGAAUAAUGGAUAUUAUGAUGCAAUUCAUGAUGAUGUAAUGCAUUGGCUACCAAGAAAUAUAUGUUAAUUAAUUUCAAAAGAUAUGCAGUCACCAAGGGUCCAAGUGAUAUUUGAUGCGUGUUCAACUAAAAUUGAGCUGUUUUGUUAAGUGAGCCUUGCUCUUUGCGUUAUUUAAAAAUUUCAAGCCAUUGAAUCAGACUGCAUUUUAGAUGUAACAAAAUAUGCAAACAAGGAAUGAGGAUAAAGUACUGGGAUGGAUAUCCCUGAUAAUGUUGUGCUUUAGGAUGAAAAUUAAUAGAUUUCCAUAACAAAUUUUCAUACUUGGUAAAAAGUUAAGGUUCAAGAGAAAAAUCUACAUUAUCUACAGGUAACUUAGGCAAGCUGUGUAGACCAUGGGCCUUUUUUACAUUUUUUUUUUCCUUCGAAAUGCAACAAUUCAUUGUUAUUUUGGGUUUAUUCUAAGUGGUAUUUUCACUAUUUUGUUUAUAUUAAUCAUGGUUAAUCAGCGAGUCCUGAAAAAGCAAAAUGGUAAAUUUUGAUGAAAGUUACCAAGAUGCAUGUAGUAUCAGGAUUAAAAUGAAAAGUAUGCAAGUAAUUGUGCCAUAAUUUGUUUGUUUGUUUGUUUUUUUUAAUUUUCAGUUAACUUUCAGUCAAUAUGAUCAUGGGUUUUUUUUCCCACAUUCAGUGAAUUUGAUCAUAGUUUCUGGGUUUUUUUUUUUUAACUUUCUGUUAGCUGAUUUUUUUAAGUGAGUGGUAUUUUUGCAUUUGAUGUUCAUGCUUUCUUGACUAAUUGUGUUCUGUUUUUCAAUUUCUUCUUGGUUUUGCUUGGUUUGGUUAGAGGUCCUUUUUACUUUAAACGAAAUUGUUUUAGCUUAAUGUUCCGUCUUAUAGAAAAGUGCUUGUGAUUGUGUACAUGUAUGUGAAUCUUUAAUAUCCAUGUUUCAUGCAUUUAAAAUGUUUGGCUUUUAUGUUUGAAUUUGAAAUAAAAGUUAAAUGUUG
Saccostrea echinata is the source of this 4562-nucleotide messenger RNA. Its product is annotated as serine hydroxymethyltransferase, mitochondrial-like. Lineage: Eukaryota; Metazoa; Mollusca; Bivalvia; Ostreida; Ostreidae. Gene Ontology annotation, cellular component: nucleus; cytosol; cytoplasm. The transcript has 12 exons. Gene Ontology annotation, molecular function: mRNA regulatory element binding translation repressor activity; cobalt ion binding; protein homodimerization activity. The coding region runs from base 35 to 1510 and encodes 491 amino acids. The record is from RefSeq and is a predicted model, not a curated record. Gene Ontology annotation, biological process: folic acid metabolic process; tetrahydrofolate interconversion; L-serine catabolic process.